Messenger RNA from Lodderomyces elongisporus, 1719 nucleotides. RefSeq names its product ribosomal lysine N-methyltransferase (gene RMS1). Gene Ontology annotation, cellular component: nucleus. NCBI's taxonomy places the organism in Eukaryota, Fungi, Ascomycota, Pichiomycetes, Serinales, Debaryomycetaceae. The record is from RefSeq and is a predicted model, not a curated record. The coding region runs from base 1 to 1719 and encodes 572 amino acids. The transcript has a single exon. Gene Ontology annotation, molecular function: protein-lysine N-methyltransferase activity; protein binding. Gene Ontology annotation, biological process: peptidyl-lysine monomethylation.
AUGUCGCUUACAAAUGAUGCAAGGAAAGGAUUUCAUGACGAAACAGUAAAUUACCUAGAAUGGUUGAAACAAAAUAAUUAUGACAUUAGUGACAAGGUUGCAAUCCACGAUUACACAUCUGUCAAACAAGGACGGGGUGUGAUCGCAUUGGCGAAUAUUGAUAAAGAUGAAAUCAUUGCUACUAUACCUAAACUGGCGUUAUUGAAUGUCACUCAAAACUCACUUGUUGCAAAGUACCCCGAGUUGAAAUAUGGACUUUUACACUUGAACCAUUGGGAAGCUCUAAUUAUCAUCCUAUUGUAUGAGUUGCAAAACAGAGAACAAAGUAAAUGGAAAAGUUACUUAAACGUACUUCCAACGUCAAACUUUGAUCAAUUGAUGUUUUGGAGCUCAAACGAGUUAAAUCAACUACAACCAUCCUGCAUCUUGGAACGUGUUGGUAAAGACCAAGCCGACAAAAUGUUUGAUCGUAUAAUGAAAAUUAUUCACAAAUUGGGUAUUACUGAUCUCGAAGGAGUUACUCUGGAACAAUACAAUGUAGUGGCCACGCUCAUUAUGUCAUACUCCUUUGAUGUGGAAAUAACAGAACAAGAAGAAGAGAAAUUGGAGGAAUUUGCUGCAAAAGAAAGGCGAAAUCAACCAAGAACAGCCGUAGAUGAAGACAAAGAAGAAAAGGAAAAUGAAAGCGAAUUUGAAGAAUCUACUGGAGAAAAAGAGACGACUGAAAAUGGAGAUGAUAAUGCUGAAGUUAGUGCUAAUGCCAAUGCAAGUGCUGCAGAACAGCAGGAGCAGCAAGAAGAAAUUAUAGAUAGAGAUAUUGAGGAUCUAAAAGAUAUUGAAGAGAGACAAGAGAUUGCAAUUAUUAUUGAUGGUUACCUCAAGUCUAUGGUGCCGUUUGCAGAUACAUUGAACGCAGACACAAAUUACAACAAUGCCAUUGUAACCGAUGCAAAUGAAAACCUCGUUAUUAAAGCAAUUGAACCUAUCCAAAAAGGCGAGCAAAUCUACAAUACAUACUCUGAGCAUCCAAAUAGUGAGAUCUUACGGAGGUAUGGGUACGUUGAGCUCCAAGGCUCAAAACAUGAUUUUGGAGAAAUCCCGCUUUCAAUCAUUAAGCAAUUUUUCUUGGAGAAAUACAACGUUGAAGAAGACUACCUUGAGUCAUUAUUGAGAUUGAUAGCUGAAAUUUCGCUACAGGAACAAUCGGAUGAGCAUUCUGAGGAUGGAGUAUUUGAAGUUGUGAUUGAUUCAUAUGACUGCUUUAGAAGUGGAGAAGUCAUUGUAGAACUUAUUUUUUUGAUUCAACUUCUCACAACAUUUUUGAUGCUCAACGAAACAGUUGAUUUCUAUUCCGUGAGACGAAUAUAUCUCAAGUGCUAUCAAUUAAUCGAGUCAAAGAAAGUUACAAAAGAUUUUAUGACAAACUUUGACGCAAUUUUUGAAGUCCGAAUGGACCAAUAUCCAAACUAUGCUGCUGAGCCAUUCAAUCGCGAUAUAUCUAACUUAAGCCGUGAAUUAAUGGCUGAGGUUGUAUUAAAGUCAGAGUAUCAAUCACUUAAAGCUUGCAGAGAAGAUGUCACAACAACAUUGGAGAAGACCUUGGGUGAAAAGAUAAAGAUAAUUGCUGACGAUAAAUUUCUUCGAGCUCUUCAAAAGAAACGACCAGCAACUGAUGCAGAAGAAGAGAAAAACAAGAAAAAGCAAGUUAGAAAGAGAUAA